Molecule: messenger RNA, 1983 nt
Organism: Hydractinia symbiolongicarpus
Lineage: Eukaryota; Metazoa; Cnidaria; Hydrozoa; Anthoathecata; Hydractiniidae
Product: RNA-binding protein 39-like
Exons: 18
Coding region: 168-1778 (536 amino acids)
Biological process (GO): mRNA processing
Cellular component (GO): nucleus
Molecular function (GO): RNA binding
Source: RefSeq, a predicted model, not a curated record
UUAGCCUUUUACUUUCACCAAGUGUGAAUUAAAAAAAAGACAUUGGCAAUGCUGAUGUAGAUCCUUCACCCAGAAGCUUUACACGCCGUGUGAGAGUUGAGCAAGCAAAUUUUUUUCCCAAGAAACAAUAUUUACUGCUUUUACUUUAACUUUAGUACUUCCAGACCAUGACACGAGAUGAUGACUUUGAUGUUGAUGACCUUCUAGAGGCUCCAUACAAAAAACAAGAAGAAAAUGGAAAUGCAUCAAGUGCCAGUGAUGAAGUCGAUACCAUCAUAAAGAAAAAGAAAAGUUCUAGAAAAAACCGAUCACGGUCAAGGUCAGUAUCAAAGGAAAGAAAAAAGAGACGUAGCCGUAGUAGAUCUGGAUCUAGAGAAAAGCGCAGACGUAGCCGCAGCAGGUCUGCUUCAAAGGAAAGACGCAGACGCUCAAGGUCAAAAGACAAAAGAAGAAGAAGUAGACGUAGUCGUAGCAGAUCUGCAUCAAGAGACAGGAGACGAAGGCAUAGUCGCAGUCGAUCUACCUCAAGGGAUAGAAGGAGAAGAAGGAGCGUCAGUCCUGUUAGAAGGAGACGAUCUUCACCUGAUCGCAGCCAGGAAGUGAAAUCUGAUGGUCUUGGCAAAGCAACUACGAAUGAUAGGGUACGUCGUAGCUUGGAUGGAGUGACCACAAUAUCACUAAGAACAGAUCGUGAGCGUGAAAUGGAGGAUGAUAGUAUAACCCAAGAAGAGAGGGAUGCUCGUACUGUAUUCAUUAUGCAGUUGGCCCGUAAUGUCACGAUACGUGAUAUUCAGGACUUCUUCAGUAAAGUUGGACAAGUUCGUGAUGUUCGAUUAAUUUCUGAUCGUAACUCAAGGAGAUCUAAAGGAAUUGGUUAUGUAGAGUUUACUGAUCCAAGUGCUGUAACAUUGGCAAUAAAGCUAUCAGGUCAACGUCUCCUUGGUGUACCAAUCAUGGUUUCGCCUACCAUGGCAGAGAAAAAUCGUUUUGCGGCUGCACAGGCAGCAUUGGUCAAACCACAAGGACCUAUGAAGCUAUAUGUUGGGUCUUUGCAUUAUAACAUUACUGAACCAAUGCUGAGAGCUAUAUUCGAACCAUUCGGUGUAGUUGAAAGUGUACAACUGCAGUACGAUACUGAAACUAACCAUUCCAAAGGAUUUGGUUUUGUGAAUUUUCGAGAUGCUGCUGCAGCCAAGAGAGCAAUGGAACAAAUGAAUGGGUUUGAGUUAGCUGGCCGUCCUAUGAAAGUGAAUACUGUUUCUGAACGUAUGGAUGGUUCCAUGUCCUUUUUAGAUGAUGAAGAAACUGAAAAAGGUGGCAUUGAAAUGAAUGCGCAAUCAAGAGCAUCACUAAUGCAAAAAUUGGCACAAACCCAUGGGGCAGGAAUGCAUGUGCCAACUGCUCCAGUAGUUCCAGCAAUGUUAGCGUCUCCUCUUACGCCCAUGGGUGGAAGUACAUGUCUUGUAUUGUCAAAUCUGUUUGACCCAAGGAAAGAAACAGAUCAAGACUGGGAACAAGACUAUCGAAACGAUGUACUUGAGGAAGUUACGAAACAAGGAAUAGUCGUGCAUAUAUCGGUCGACAAAGUCAGUCCAGAAGGAAAUGUUUACCUGAAAUGUUUAACAACAGACGUGGCAGGAAAAAUAAUUCAGUCUUUUAAUGGUCGCUGGUUUGCAGGUCGGACUAUUCGUGCUGUUCCUAUACCAGUUACGAAUUAUCAUACAAUGUUCCCUACCGCAGCAAGCGCCGUACGACCGCUUAAGCCGGAUCCAAGUUAAUUGACUUGAAGUUAUGAGUUCUGGAUUCCUAGACGCUCUUUGUGAAGGCGAAUACGUGAUGUAAGAAAAAGCGAAUGUCUCACCCGCUGUUGACGAGACGGAAGUUUUAACGAACAGUUGUGCAUCGCAGUUUAGCAUUUAGCUUGUAGAUUUUACUUAAGAAAUAUAUAAUGAAUACUAUUUUAAUUAUAGUACCUAACAAGAA